GCGUGGUGAAUAAGGAAGCCGGGAGCAGCCCUGCCUCUCCUUUUCUCCGGCGGCCGGGAAGAUGGCAGACAUUCAGACGGAGCGUGCUUACCAAAAGCAUCCUAAGAUCUUUCAAAACAAGAAGCAGGUUCUGCUGGGAGAAACCGGCAAGGAAAAACUCCCUCGGUACUACAAAAACAUCGGUCUAGGCUUCAAGAUGCCCAAAGAGGCCAUCGAGGGCACCUACAUAGACAAGAAAUGCCCCUUCACUGGUAACGUCUCCAUCCGAGGUCGGAUCCUGUCUGGUGUCGUGAUGAAGAUGAAGAUGCAGAGGACCAUCGUCAUCCGCCGGGACUAUCUCCAUUAUAUCCUGUCCCCCUGUUUCAGGGAUGUACAGAUCGGAGACAUUGUCACAGUUGGAGAGUGCAGGCCCCUGAGAAAGACUGUGUGAUUCAAUGUGCUCAAGGUCACCAAGGCUGCUGGCACCAAGAAGCAGUUUCAGAAAGUUAGUUCUGGGCU
Mus musculus (house mouse) is the source of this 498-nucleotide messenger RNA. RefSeq names its product predicted gene, 51963. The coding region runs from base 62 to 430 and encodes 122 amino acids. The record is from RefSeq and is a predicted model, not a curated record. The transcript has a single exon. NCBI's taxonomy places the organism in Eukaryota, Metazoa, Chordata, Mammalia, Rodentia, Muridae.